AUGGCUGCCUUACUGAUCCCACGGAGGAACAGAGGGAUGAGGACUCGCCUGGGCUGCCUGUCUCACAAAUCAGACUCAUAUAAUGAUUUCACAGCUAUUCUUCCGGACAAGCCCAACCGGGCUUUGAAAAGACUGUCAACAGAAGAAGCAACAAGAUGGGCAGACUCCUUUGAUGUCCUUUUGUCCCAUAAAUAUGGGCUGGCCGCUUUCCGCGCUUUCCUGAAGACAGAGUUCAGCGAGGAAAACCUCGAGUUCUGGCUCGCCUGCGAGGACUUCAAGAAGACCCGCUCAGCAGCCAAACUGGCAUCCAAGGCCCAGCGGAUCUUUGAGGAGUUCAUCGACGUGCAGGCUCCUCGAGAGGUGAACAUAGACUUCCAGACUCGGGAGCUGACGAGAAGAAACAUGCAGGAGCCCUCCCUCUCUUGCUUUGACCAAGCUCAGGGGAAGGUGCACAGCCUGAUGGAAAAAGACUCUUAUCCCAGGUUCCUGAGAUCCAAAAUUUACACAGACCUGCUAUCUCAAACCCAGAGGAGGCUCAGCUAA
Cygnus atratus (black swan) is the source of this 543-nucleotide messenger RNA. RefSeq names its product regulator of G protein signaling 8 (gene RGS8). The record is from RefSeq and is a predicted model, not a curated record. NCBI's taxonomy places the organism in Eukaryota, Metazoa, Chordata, Aves, Anseriformes, Anatidae. The coding region runs from base 1 to 543 and encodes 180 amino acids. The transcript has 5 exons.